Messenger RNA from Caenorhabditis sp. 36 PRJEB53466, 1707 nucleotides. The record is from the annotation of a GenBank genome assembly. Lineage: Eukaryota; Metazoa; Nematoda; Chromadorea; Rhabditida; Rhabditidae.
AUGUUGUUGAGGCUGAAGAUUGUCACGGUUCUCUCGGUUUUCCUCGUCGAACUCAGUUUGGCUCAGCUCUCCGGAGCUAUUGGAGGAUCUGGAAAUGCUUCCACUUCCACCAACUCUACAGGAAUCGGAGCGACGGCCGUUCUCUCUGCAAAUGUGACUAUUCCAACUAUUCCUUCACCAAUCGGCAAUUUGACAAUAGUCCCUAUCAACGGAUCUCUGCCCAGUCCCAUGACGAACUCCACGGCACCUAUGCAAAGCGGUCCAAUUAUUCCGAGCAACUCCACUGGUAACUCCUCUAUUCCGCCACUGCCUGCACUCCUUGCCAACGUCUCCUCAGUCCCACUUUUGCCGACAAUGACUAUUCCGGGAACCAAUAUAAGCGUGCACGCCUCGAAUAUCACAAUGCCACCUUUUGGAAAUGGAGCUCCGAUGAACGGAACCUCACCUCAAAAUGGAACCUUUCCACCUGGUAAUGGACCUAUGAUCCCUCCAAUUGGAAAUUUGACUGUCCCUCCUGCCAACGGAAACCUUCCAUCUUUUAAUGGAACCAUGCUCCCUCCAGUUUCCAACGGAUCUCUUCCAACUUUCAAUGGAACCUUUCCACCUGGUAAUGGACCUAUGAUCCCUCCAAUUGGAAACAUGACCAUUUUUCCUGCCAACGGAACCCUUCCAUCUUUCAAUGGAACUAUGCUCCCUCCUAUUGCGAACGGAUCUCUUCCAGCUCUAAAUGGAACUAUGCCACCCGUCAACGGAACGUUUCCACCUGGUAAUGGACCUAUGCUCCCUCCAAUUGGAAACCUAACUAUUCCACUUCUCAAUGGAACUAUGCUCCCUCCUAUUGCGAAUGGAUCUCUUCCAAUUCUCAACGGAACCCUCCCACCUCUAAAUGGAACUAUGCUGCCACCACUGGGCAACUCUACCGUACUCAACUUCACCGCCAUCCCUCCCGUCAUGAUCACCGGUCCGAUUUCGGUGACGUUACCUCUCGGCUCCACUCGUCCAGUCCCUGUGAACGGUUCCCUACCGGCCAACUCCACCCUUCUCCCUCCACUUGCACCCAACUCCACAGCGACCAUUCCAACGAGAACUUCUGUUCUAACCACGAAAACGGCGCCUUUGGCCAACUCAACCACUGGAGACUGUACUUCUGAGUACGCAUUGGCUAAAGCGGAUGAAUGUGUCCAGGCGGCAGAAGGACUCGGCUCAAAGAUGAGUGCAGUAACCGAUGGAAACAUGCUGGCUGCUAGCACAAUUGAGGACAUCAAUGACUUUUGUUCAGUUUUCAAGGCGAGACAUUUGCACUCUAGAUCCAAUUAAAUCGAGUUCGUUCCAGGGAUGCCAGUCAUUUAUCACUCAGUGCGGUUCCGCAAACAGCACGCAGGUGGUCUCCACAAUCCACGACUUUUGUCUCUUCUUCAAAUUUUUCACAAGUCCGCUUUUCAUAAAGUGCACCAGCAAGUUGGAGGCGUCCCAGAACACGCCCUGCUUGGAUAAGGCGUCAGAGGCUAUUUUGAAUUUCAACGUGAGUGGAAGAGCACAUCCUAAUAACGCAUUUCUCAUUUCCAGAGCACCGCCACCGACAGAUGUACCGCAUUGAAAUCGAUGAACAACUGUGCCGUGUCGGAAGUCGAGAACACGUGCUCCAUUUUGGCCACGCAAAGUUAUCAAACGUUCAUUAGUCGUCACUUGUCCCAGAUGAAUUGCUAG